AUGGCAUACUCACAGCAAUUCUCUGAUCGGCUUCUGCAGCAAGUCAACGAAACGAACGCUCGCAACCUUCAUCUCGAAGCACUACUCGCACAGAGAGAUGACCAGCUCGCGCAUGCACAGCGUACUUUGGCUGGCCAGAUUGGCGGCAGUCUUCCGGCCAGUUUUGACUUCCAGCUCCAGCUUCAGAAGGCUAACGAGCGGGCCUCGAAUGCGGAAGCCAACCUGAAUAACUCCAUCAGUACAUUUGACAAGGAAUACAAGAAGCAACAAAAACAGAUCCGCACUUUGAAGAACGAACUGGAAGCAGCUCGCUGCUCUACCUCCGUGACUCGAGCUCCAGCUUCUACAGAAGAGAGUUCACGGAUCAUCUCGCUGGAAAAGGAACUUGAAAAGAACAAAUAUCAACUGCAGAACUUGAAGACGGCCUACGCCGGGCUGCAGAGACAGUUGAAGGCGGAGCAAAGGGAGAAUUCUCGGCGACAGAACCUCCCGAGGACAAACCCAGCGAAGGCUGUGUCCAUCGGCGAUGAUGAUCAAGAUGAUGAGGAGCCCGAACCACCACAAAUCAAGCAGGAACCCAGGACAUCGAUCUCGUAUGGCUCAAGCAGCAUGCUCUCGCCUCCGCCUCCGCCGCAGCUGUCACGACCGCGAACGCGUUCUUCCCAGUCCUCAGUGCCUAUCAGUAGGAGAAACCUCACCAGCAGCAAUAUGGCUGUCACCCUCGCCCAUCGCCCAAAGGUAGACUCCAACACGACCCGAGAAAGUAGUGCCAUCCUACCUACUUCGAAUAAGCGGCGUCGAAGCACGUAUGGCGAGGACAAUCUUCAGGAAAAUCUCGAGGGGGUAGCUGACUCUGACCGUGACGAUCCUGCACCUUCUCGAAAACGCACCCGCGGUUCUCGCGGUAGCAUUUGGCUCACGGACUCCGGCCCUCGCGACGACGACCACGAAGAUCUCAAGCGCCGCCUCUCGUUCCUGGGCAUCACAAGCUACGACGAUCAAGGCCGACCCGGUGGCUUCAACGCGCGCGAACUCGAUGACUGCAUGCCCAUGCUUUGGGAGCGCAUUCGUAUGAUAGUGAAUCUGUGGGAAGAGAAAACGGAGGCUUGGAAGGAGACCAUCGAAGAUAGGGUGAAGAUGAGCAAGAGCAAGACUCCCAUAUGCGUCUCUUCCAAGUUGAAGAUUGAGGGGAGAGAGCAUGGGAAUUCGAAGUGGCGGGAGGGCUGCGAGGGGAAGUAUGCCUGCCGUAAAUGCGUGGAAGAGAAUGUGCCGUGCUUCACCUGGACGGGAGAGGAGUUUCGACUCUUGCCGCUGCAUAAGAUGGAUCGGAAGUAUCCUGAUAGAAAGGAUCAUGAGAUUCGUUUCUGGUUGAAUGAGGCUUGA
Messenger RNA from Lecanosticta acicola, 1383 nucleotides. The record is from the annotation of a GenBank genome assembly. NCBI's taxonomy places the organism in Eukaryota, Fungi, Ascomycota, Dothideomycetes, Mycosphaerellales, Mycosphaerellaceae.